GGGAGAGAGAGAGGGAGGGAGAGAAUAAGGGAGGGAUGGUGGGAGUGAGGGAGGGAGAGAGGGAGGGAGAGAAUGAGGGGGAGAGGGAAGGAGAGAGGGAGGAAGAGAGAGAGGGAGAAAGUGAUGGAGCUGAUGCUGACACUGUACAGACAGAGAAUGUCGACUGCGAUCUGGGCAUGGAUUGUUCCGGUACUGCAGGGGACCCAGUGGUUCUGGAUCAAGGAGAGACACACUGUCUGGGUCUGAUAGAGAUCGAGGCGUUGGAGAGUGUGUUUGGCUGUUCUGCGGAAGUCCUUGAAGCGGUUGGUGAAGAUGAAGAGAAAGACUGUGUAUGUGAGGAGGAUGAUCGUGACAAACCCGUCUGGGUGUGUGAGUCUGAUGUCUCAGCAGAGCCCAGCUCGCUCUCCUCUCCAGUACACGUGGAACUACAUCGUCUUGAGAGCUUAGGGAGAUCCACUGUUUCAGUUGUCCCAGCCUUAGCCCCAGCCCCAAUACCAACCUCCACCCCAACCCCUGCAGACCUCCAGAGAGGGGCUUUCCAGUCUAAGCGAUCCGUCUCAGUCCAGAUGCCCUCCUCCUUGUCCUCCUGCUCUCUCAGCACAUCCAUUGUAUCCCAUGACAACGCCCUCCGACCCCUCCCCCAGAGUCACCUGCCAGACCGACGGAUUUCCCUCCCCAAAAGGGCGAGGUCGGACGCAGACUCAAAUUACGUCAAAGGUUCGGACUCCGCCCCCGUCAUCAUGGAAACUAACGCCACAACGCUCCCUGAGCGUCCCUCCUUCCCUCCCUCGCCCCCUCAUUGGCGGUCCCGGUACAGUUCCCAGAGGUCCGGAAGUUUCCGGAUGACGUCGACCUCCCGGGACACGGGGCCGUGUCAGGAGCGGGAGGAGGAAGGUGGGGGUGAGGACGAGGAGGUGGACGUGAGGUGGCGAGGAGCCCUGCGGGGGGGCACAGAAGCCUGCUGCUCUUGUGAACACCGCUGUAGCUGCUGUGCUCACAACAGCUGGCAGAAACAGCCCUCAACCUUCCCUUAUUCGGUGGAUGAACUAGAGGGGAUGAUGCGCUGUUUGAAAAAGUUCUGCAGUGUUCUCACUGACAUGGAGGAACGCCUGUCUGAGGACCAGGCCUCGGUCUACAGCUCGCUCUCUCUCACAGACAGGGAGGAAGUGAGGGACAUCUUGGAGCUGAGGAAUGCAGUGAAACAGGAAGCAGGAGAGUUGGAGCAGCAACUCACUGACCUGGUCCAUCACUACGACGACAGCUUCAAAAUGAAGAUGAACAGGCUCCUGGAUGAGCAAUCGUUCCUCUGCUCCCAGCUCAGGCUCCUCCCCCCUGGCACCACGCCCACACCUAGCCACACCUCCACCAGGAACGUAGCCACUCAGUGCUGCAUGUUGCCCUACUCGCCUUUGAAGAACAUAUCUGAGCCACACCUCCAGUCCUCGGGAAGUACCUGGGACUUGGACUCCAGACCGCCACUUCCUGUUUCGAACAGCAUCGACGAGGGAUUGGACGGCAGCUCCACUUCCAAGUCGGACAAACUUGACUUUGUUGGUUUAUUACAGAAACUGAAGAAGUCCUUGCGCCAUUCCGUCAACACAGACUCGUUGGAGUGAAAGCUGCCUGGCCAAAUGAAGAAAUGAAGAUGACCGGCUGUAUAGAUGUUGUAUGCCUGUAGAUAAGAUUAUAUAAUAUAUGGAUUUUUAUUUUCACUAUGGCUGUGGACUUAUCCCAUGACAAACAAAGAGCUUGAAAGGCACUGAAGGCCUAAACUCACCCAGACUCAACAUGCCAAAAUGUCUGCAUAAAGUAUCUCUAAUGUGCAAGUAUUUUGUCUUUUUCUCCUCAUGGCAUUGAAAUAACCUUGCUUGUUGGUUGCCUGUACCCCUAGAAAAACUGUGCUACGUUGACAGAAAUUGAUAUAGUUUAUCCCCCCCCAUUGUGUUACUGUCACUCACGUCAAUGUCGGAUGUUUGAAUGUGGAGUUCAAUAUUAACUUCUUUACUGCCUCUUAUAGAUGCAUACUUUACAGAAUGGAAAUGGAAAUACAGAACAUUGAGUGUCUGCGUGUGUGUGUGUUCGAACCCGGGUCAUGUCCAUAUUUGCCUUGUGGGGGGGGGGGGGGGGGUCUUCUAGGUGUGUGUGUGUGUGUGUGUGUGUGUUUAUACCGAGGAGCAGAUGUGUUUUUGUUCAACAGCUCACACUCCAGUCUUUGAGCUCUAUGUCUCCUGAGUGGUACACUGUCACGUCCAUGUGUACUUCAUCGACGUGGAGAGGGGGAAAAGCACACUUCACCCACGGCGCAGGAUAUUACCCUGACAAACACACGGGCUGGACUGUAUACAGUACACACACACACACACAGUAAGGUACAGGACAGACACCGUGUUUGUCAGGGAUGUUCUAUUCAUGUCAUGGUUGUGAAAUGUCAUUGACACUUGCAAAACUGAAGAAUUCAAGAAUAAUUAAAAUGGUACAUGGAAAAUGUCCACAGUUUCGUAUGUUAUAAAUAAUAUUGUAGCCUAAC
Osmerus eperlanus (European smelt) is the source of this 2527-nucleotide messenger RNA. RefSeq lists its product as uncharacterized. The coding region runs from base 36 to 1616 and encodes 526 amino acids. The record is from RefSeq and is a predicted model, not a curated record. NCBI's taxonomy places the organism in Eukaryota, Metazoa, Chordata, Actinopteri, Osmeriformes, Osmeridae. The transcript is spliced from 6 exons.